This is a messenger RNA of Oncorhynchus masou masou (cherry salmon), 5669 nucleotides long. RefSeq lists its product as uncharacterized. Lineage: Eukaryota; Metazoa; Chordata; Actinopteri; Salmoniformes; Salmonidae. Bases 472 to 1608 code for a protein of 378 amino acids. The record is from RefSeq and is a predicted model, not a curated record. The transcript has 7 exons.
CUAGAAGGUCGAGGGUUGAGACUUGCUCCCAGCCUGCUUUAUUACAGUACGUUUUGUCGCAUGAAAAUGACAGCGUGUAGAAAAUAUUGCGUCACAUCAUGAAAUAUCCAAUCAUAAUUUAGUAUUUUAUUGCGGCAAAUUUGAAAACAUUUCACGUCGCAGUCGACUUCCGUUAAUCUCGAAAACCCGAUACUUGUUACCAACGGUUUUCGAGACUAACGUAAAACGUCCGUCGGCUUUGGGCCCGAAGAGAACCAAACGAACGAGGGGAAUAAAAGUGCUUGAAUUGUAAUGUUUAAUUGAUAAAACGUUGUCUGACGACAUGGACGACGUGGUCAAAAAUAAGCUUAAGAGCAAUGCCAAGAUUUACAGUAACACUUUGGAGCGAAUAGUUCAAAAGUAUUCAAAGCUGCAUGACAAUGGGACUGAGGUGAACCUGGAGGACAUAACACCCCAAGAGGUAGAGUAUGCAUGGUCAAGUCAGAGUUGGAACUAUCAAAGCUGGGAGUGUCAAAGAGUGAUGUUGACCUGGCAGAGCUGUCACUAGGAGAUGUUUUUGAAAUACACAAGCCACAGAACAUCAUUAGAGACUUCAAGAUGGACAUCUCAUACCACCAGGAUGAUCCCAACGAUGAUUGUGUAGAUGAGGGUGCUGGCCCUGUCAACAGUAAUGAUUCUGUUAUGCAGCAGGCUACAGAGAACAGCCACUUGGUGGAUAAUUCCAAACUGAAUGGGACUAGGAGUAGCCUGUGGGGUGCGCCAGAGGAGCUGGAGCGCUCUCUGAGCAGUCAACGUAGCACUCUACUGGACCAGUAUCCCAGCAUGGUCAGCCAGAUAGGAGAGGCCUGGCGGCGCCAACAUAUGUCCGACGUGGCUGUAGGGGUUUUGAGGAGGUACCACAGGCUCAGGUGGUUCUCUAACAGAAACCUCAAUAACCGCACCUUCAACAUCAGACCUGCUCACAGAAAGACUACCCUCAACAAUGGCCAAUCCUUUCUCCAAACACCUCAGAACACCAUACUGAAUGUGAGUAACCCCAAGAGUCCAAAGUUGAACCUCAAAAUGACAACAACCCACACCCAUCUUCCUCCACAGACCAAGGUCAACCUCCAGGAAUGGCCAGCAGAGAGGCUGUCCCACAGGAAGGGUACAGAUUCAGGGAACGGACAACCGUCCCACCCUGUUCUAGUGAUGGACUUCUCCUCUCGCCUCUCCUCUGCAGGCUCCAGUCCUGCCUCCUCCCCUCCCUCUGCAGCCCCCUCCCUUCUCUCUGCUCCCUCCUUUGCAGAAUCCUCUCCUCCCUCCUAUGCGGCCUCCCUUCCCUCUUCUCUCUCCUCUGCAGACUCCUCCCUACAGGAGAGCCCUGAGCCGGAGGAGCCCCCCUUAAACCAAACCUUCAUGGUGUCCAUGCCCUCUUCCCCAUCCCCCAGGGUUAGACAUACUACCCUGGACUUCAGUCCUGCCAGAUCUGAAGACACCUUCACAGCAGGAGGGUUGAGCAGUCCAUCUCUAAGUGUGCCCUACCUGCAAUUCCCCAUCAGAGGUUUUUCACAGCGGUAUGCCCUGUGGUCUGUAUGGAGAUGUCUUCAGACUACCGCUCCCCAGUAGCACAGAGUCCCUACAGAGCCAGACUGCUGAUCUGGGACGGCCAGCGUGCAGCAUCUAACGCCCACCAUAGAAGCCCCAAGUCAGGCUUUGCUGGAUAUCAUCAAAGAAACACUGUGGAGCCCAGAUCUUCCCCUGAGUCUUCACACUCCUCUCUUCAUAGGCCUCUGAUGCCACCCAGGAAGCCCCACCACCUGGACUCCUGCAAUCCCUCCCAGGUGAAAAUCCAAUCGUCUAGAUCAUCAUCUGAUCAUGAGUCUGGGGCAGGCCAGCCAAGGCUCCGGCGACACUAUUCCCUGGAUUCCUUCUCCCCAACAGUCAGUCUCUUACGAAACUCUGCUAAGCAGAUUGACAAGGACUUCCAGAAGCUCUACCACAAGCUUGUCUGUCAGGGCAAAUCCUCCUCCUCCUCCUGCCGUACCUGUGAGAGGAGAGCAGAGACCACCAGAGGAACCUCCUCUUCAGCUCUGGCUGCCUUGGCCCUGUCUCCUCACCACUCUGUCAUGAGGAAGCGUCGCAGGGAGCUGGUCCAAGAACAGUCCCCAGAGUCCAAACGUUACAGGGAUAGCUCCUUUGCUUACUCCCCAGGAUCCCUCCGCCAGAGGGUAGAAAUGUUCAGGUGCCAGAACCGCUCAGACAGCCAUUUGUCCUCCAACCAGUGGUACAUCUCCUGUGACAUCUCCUGGAGCCCCUGCAGGGCCAGUCUGGCUCAUACCCACUACAACCCCCAUCAUCAACAUCACUCAUCAAAUGUAGCAGUCAGGAAAACUGAAGGCUCCUGGCCAGGCCUGCAUGUUGAUCAGCACUCUCCUGCUUGGGUAAGGGUCUUCCACAGAAACAAUGUACAUGCAGUCCAAGAGAAAUUAUAAUGUAUGUCUUAUUUUCUAACAUUGCUUUCAUCUCUGUCUGCUGUCUAGAGAGAGAAAUACAGCCAAUUUGUUGGAAUUCAUCAAGGUUUGUCUAGUCUCAGGGGAAAAAAUCUACUUGUCUAAUCUUUGAUUGACCACUUUGGAUUCAGUUCUGAUGAUAAUUUAUUCCUCCCCUCUCAGGAAAGUCAAUUGUCAAGGCAGAGUGCCAAUGUGGCUGUUCGCCAAGGUAACCAUGACCUUAUUCAGAAAGUAAUAUGUUCUGCAUUGUUUGUCACGUUAACCACCCUCCCAUCUUUCCCCCAGUUUCUCUAGGAGACAGCUUCUGUAUAAAUGAUGUCAACCCACAGAAAGGCUAUCCUUUCCUGCACCUCUACCUGAGUUUUUUUUUAUAUGCCAGAGUUGAAAACAUCUCUGCUGUUUAUCUGCAUUUGAAAACAUACUUAGGAUGUCCCAAUAACCAUGAACUAAUUUGUUAUAAUGAAAUGUUUAUGCAAUGUCUUUUUAUAUACAGUACCAGUCAAAAGUUUGGACAAACCUACUCAUGCAAUGGUUUUUCUGUAUUUUUACAUUGUAGAAUAAUUGUGACGAUUUUUUCAAAUCAAAGAAAUAACACAUAUGGACUCAUGUAGUAACCAAAAAAGUUUAACCAAUCAAAAUAUAUUUUAAAUUCUUCAAAGUAGCCAGCCUUUUCCUUGAUGACAGCUUUGUGCACGCUUGGCAUUCUCUCAACCAGCUUCACCUGGAAUGUUUUUCCAACCAUCUUGAAGGAGUUCCCACAUGUACUGAGAGCUUCUUGACUGCUUUUCCUUCACUCUGUGGUUCAACUCAUCCCAAACCAUCUCAAAUGGGUUGAGGUUGGGUGAUUGUGGAGGCCAGGUCAUCUGAUACAGCACUCCAUCACUCUCCUCCUUGGUCAAAUAGCCCGUACACAGCCUGGAGAUGUGUUGGGUCAUUGUCAUGUUGAAAAACAAAUGGUAGUCCCACUAAGCGCAAACCAGAUGGGAUGGCAUAUCAUUGCAGAAUGCUUUGGUAGCCAAGCUGGUUAAGUGUGCCUUGAAUUCUAAAUAAAUCACUGAAAGUCACCAGCAAAGCACCAUCACACCUCCUCCUCCAUGCUUCACGGUGGGGACCACACAUGCGGAGAGCAUCCGUUCACCUAAUCCGUGUCUCGCAGACACAGCGGUUAGAACCAAAAAUAAAGAAUUUGGACUCAUCAGACCAAAGGACAGGUUUCCACCAGUCUAAUGUCCAUUGCUCGUGUUUCUUGGCCCAAACAAGUCUCUUCUGCUUAUUUGUGUCCAUUAGUAGUGGUUACUUUGUAGCAAUUUGACCAUGAAGUCACGUGGUCUACUCUGAACAGUUGAGAUGUUACUUGAACUCAGAAGCAUUUAUUUGGGAUGAAAUCUCUGAGGCUGAUAACUCAUGAACUUAUCCUCUGCAGCAGAGGUAACUGGUUCUUCCUUUCCUGUGGCGGUCCUCAGGAGAAACAGUUUCCUCAUAGCGCUGGAUCGUUUUUGUGACUGCACUUGAAGAAACUUUCAAAGUUCUUAAUUUUCCGUAUUGACUGACCAUGUCUUAAAGUGAUGAUGGAAUGUCGUUUAUCUGCUUAUUUGAGCUGUUCUUGCCAUAAUAUGGACUUGGUCUUUUACCAAAUAGGGAUAUUUUCUGUAUACCACCCUUCUCACAACUGACUGGCUUAAAAGAACUAAGGAAAUAAAUUCCACAAAUUAACAAGGCACACCUGUUAAUUGAAAUACAUUCCAGGUGACUACCUCAUGAAGCUGGUUGAGAGAAUGCCAAGCGUGUGUGAAGCUGUCAGGGCAAAGUGUGGCUACUUUGAUAUAUAAAAAAAAAAAAACUUUUUGGAUGUCUUCACUACUAUUCUCCAAAUGUAGAAAAUAGUAAAAAUAAAAACCCUGGAAUGAGUCGUGUCCAAACGUUUGGUACUGUAUAUACACUGCUCAAAAAAAAUAAAGGGAACACUAAAAUAACACAUCCUAGAUCUGAAUGAAUGAAAUAUUCUUAUUAAAUACUUUUUUCUUUACAUAGUUGAAUGUGCUGACAACAAAAUCACACAAAUAUUAUCAAUGGAAAUCAAAUUUAUUAACCCAUGGAUUUGGAGUCACACUCAAAAUUAAAGUGGAAAACCACACUACGGGCUGAUCCAACUUUGAUGUAAUGUCCUUAAAACAGGUCAAAAUGAGGCUCAGUAGUGUGUGUGGCCUCCACGUGCGUGUAUGACCUCCACGUGCGUGUAUGACCUCCCUACAACGCCUGGGCAUGCUCCUGAUGAGGUGGUGGAUGGUCUCCUGGGGGAUCUUCUCCCAGACCUGGACUAAAGCAUCCGCCAACUCCUGGACAGUCUGGUGCAACGUGGCGUUGGUGGAUGGAGCGAGACAUGAUGUCCCAGAUGUGCUCAAUUGGAUUCAGGUCUGGGGAAUGGGCGGGCCAGUCCAUAGCAUCAAUGCCUUCCUUUUGCAGGAACUGCUGACACACUCCAGCGACAUGAGGUAUAGCAUUGUCUUGCAUUAGGAGGAACCCAGGGCCAACCGCACCAGCAUAUGGUCUCACAAGGGAUCUGAGGAUCUCAUCUCAGUACCUAAUGGCAGUCAGGCUACCUCUGGCGAGCACAUGGAGGGCUGUGCGGCCCCCCAAAGAAAUGCCACACCAUGACUGACCCACCGCCACACUGGUCAUGCUGGAGGAUGUUGCAGGCAGCAGAACAUUCUCCACGGUGUCUCCAGACUCUGUAAUGUCUGUCACAUGUGCUCAGUGUGAACCUGCUUUCAUCUGUGAAGAGCACAGGGUGCCAGUGGCGAAUUUGCCAAUCUUGGUGUUCUCUGGCAAAUGCCAAACGUCCUGCACUGUGUUGGGCUGUAAGCACAACCCCCACCUGUGGAUGUCGGGCCCUCAUGGAGUCUGUUUCUGACCGUUUGAGCAGACACAUGCACAUUUGUGGUGUAAAUGUAAUGCUGGAGGUCAUUUUGCAGGGCUCUGGCAGGGCUCCUCCUUGCACAAAGGCGGAGGUAGCGGUCCUGCUGCUGGGUUGUUGCCCUCCUACGGCCUCCACGUCUCCGGGUAGUGCCUCCAUGCUCUGGACACUACGCUGACAGACACAGCAAACCUUGCCACAGCUCGCAAUGAUGUGCCAUCCUGGAUGAGCAGCACUACCUGAGCCACUUGUGUGGGUUGUAG